ACACACACAACAACGCACACGAGCAUAACGUUGGGACUGUGACAUGUCGGCGGCUAGCUGGAGCAUUCCGGCGAUCCCGCGGGCCGUCCCGCCGGCGCGGGGCGGCCCGCACGCGCCCGGGGAGGCCUUCCUUGUGCCCGCGCGGCCGCGGUGCCGCGCCGCGCCGGCCAGGAGGCUCAGGCUCGGCCGAGGCGCUGGCGCUGGCGGCGUCGUCGUGGCCCGCGCCGGCGCUCAUGCCGACGUGCCCGUCGCCGGCUCCGGAGAGGCCGCCGUCGUCUUCUCCGACAAGUUCCCCCUGCGCCGAUGCAAAACCGUGGAGGGGAAGGCGUGGGUCAGGGUGGACGCGGAGCCGGAUGGGGACGGCAAGUGCAAGGUCGUCAUCGGCUGCGAUUUGGAGGGGAAGUGGGUGCUGCACUGGGGUGUCUCCUACGAUGGUGAGACUGGCAGAGAAUGGGACCAACCUCCUGAAGAAAUCAGGCCUCCUGGUUCAGUUCCAAUCAAGGACUCUGCAAUCGAAACACCACUGGAGAUUUCGCACAGUUCAGAAGGGUGUGUGCUUCAUGAAGUGGAAAUCAAAUUCGAUAAGGACACUCCAAUUGCCGUUAUCAAUUUUGUUCUAAAGGAAGAGGGAACAGGUGCAUGGUUUCAACAUAAGGGAGGAGAUUUCAGAAUACCAUUAAGUGGGUCCCUCAAGGAUAAAGAUUCAUCAGGAGCAAAACAAGGAGAUAAACUUGAAGGGUCAAAUGCUCAGCCAAAAGAAACUGUACCUGAGGAUAAAGGUCCAAACAGAAAGUGUAUUUCACAGUUCUAUGGUGAAUAUCCGAUAUUAAAAUCAGAGUAUGUUGAGAACUCUGUAUCUGUUACUGUGACGGAAAACAGCGAGACAAAUAAAAGUCGCGUGGAAUUCGAUACUGACAUUACUGGAGAUGUUAUCAUUCAUUGGGGAGUUUGCAAAGGCAAUACCAUGACUUGGGAGAUCCCACCAGAACCACAUCCACCAAAAACGAAGAUCUUCCGACAGAAAGCUCUGCAGACCUUGCUAGAGCAAAAAACUGAUGGAUCAGGCAACACUAUAUCAUUCUUACUGAAUGCUGAUUACUCGGGUCUUGUUUUCAUUCUCAAACUUAAUGAGGAUACUUGGUUGAGAAAUCUGGAAAACAACUUUGAUUUCUAUAUUCCUCUUACGAGAGUGGACCAAAUUGGAAGCACUCAAGAGCCUCGUAAGGCUGAUGAACAUAAGCUUGAUGAUAAGUCUUCGCAAACCGAUGGCCUGAUCAGUGAUAUAAGAAAUCUGGUAGUUGGCCUAUCAUCUAGAAGAGGUCAACGAACAAAGAAUAAAGUUCUGCAAGAAGAUAUCCUUCAAGAAAUCGAGAGGUUAGCAGCUGAAGCGUAUAGCAUUUUUAGGAGCCCCACUAUUGAGAUUGCAGAGGACUCUGUUUACAUUGAUGACCCAGAAAGCGUGAAACCAGCUUGUUCUGGCACUGGAUCUGGAUUUGAAAUAUUAUGCCAAGGAUUUAACUGGGAGUCACAUAAGUCAGGAAAAUGGUAUGUUGAACUUGGUACGAAAGCCAAGGAGUUGGCAUCACUAGGUUUUACAAUUGUAUGGUCACCACCACCUACUGAUUCUGUAUCACCUGAAGGAUACAUGCCAAGGGAUUUAUACAACCUAAAUUGCAGAUAUGGAACCAUGGAAGAGUUGAAGCAGCUUGUGAAUAUUUUUCAUCAAAAUGGCAUGAAGGUUCUCGGUGAUGCUGUCCUAAAUCACAGGUGUGCUCAGUUUCAGAAUCAAAAUGGUGUCUGGAAUAUUUUUGGUGGGCGUAUUAACUGGGAUGACCGAGCGGUUGUUGCUGAUGAUCCACAUUUCCAGGGAAGAGGAAACAAGAGCAGUGGAGAUAACUUCCAUGCUGCACCAAACAUUGAUCACUCGCAAGAUUUUGUGAGAAAGGAUCUUAAAGAAUGGCUUUGCUGGAUGAGAAAGGAAGUUGGAUACGAUGGAUGGAGACUUGACUUUGUUCGUGGCUUUUGGGGUGGAUAUGUCAAAGACUACAUGGAAGCAACUGAACCAUACUUUGCAGUAGGAGAGUACUGGGACUCUCUCAGUUAUACUUAUGGUGAAAUGGAUUAUAAUCAAGAUGCUCACAGGCAGAGAAUUGUUGACUGGAUAAAUGCUACAAAUGGAACUGCUGGUGCAUUUGAUGUCACCACUAAAGGAAUACUUCAUAUGGCACUGGAAAGAUCUGAGUACUGGCGCUUGUCUGAUGAAAAAGGAAAACCACCUGGAGUAUUGGGUUGGUGGCCUUCACGUGCAGUCACAUUUAUAGAAAAUCAUGACACUGGUUCCACUCAGGGUCAUUGGAGAUUCCCCUAUGGUAUGGAGAUGCAAGGAUAUGCGUAUAUCUUGACGCAUCCUGGCACUCCUGCAGUCUUCUAUGAUCACAUCUUCUCACACUUGCAACAAGAUAUUGCCAGAUUAAUCUCUGUCAGACGCCGUCUAAAGAUUCAGUGCCGCAGCAAGAUCAAGAUACUCAAGGCAGAACAAAAUUUAUAUGCGGCUCAGAUUGAUGAGACGGUUACAAUGAAGAUUGGCAGUGGACAUUUUGAGCCAAGCGGUCCCAUAAACUGGACUGUUGCGGUAGAGGGGCACGAUUACAAGAUCUGGGAAGCGCCGUCGUAGAUGUCAUUUCCUGACGACAACUGCUCAGUAUAUAAUCUAAUAGUAGCAUAUAGAUUGGAAGAGAUGGCAUCGGAAUGCAGCGGCUGGCAAGCCCUGGUUAAGAUUGCAAUGGCAAUGACAGCAUUUUCCCUGCAGCAAAGCUUUCACACAAGUGGAAAUAUAUGUAUGAAUUUGAGCAGUUUUAUAUCUAUGCAAACCAUUCUUCCCCACUAAAGGCAAAUUGCCCGCUUAUUUGGAGAGGCACCUCCACUUUGUUGGAUCUAUUGUAAGAUCAUAGAUUAAACAUUUACAAUAAAGUACAUAAUAUUCGAGUCCACUUUGUUGGAUCUAUGUAAGUAACAUACAUUUGCAAUAAGGCACAUAUAUUCAAGUAGUAUAUUAAA
Molecule: messenger RNA, 3057 nt
Organism: Lolium perenne
Lineage: Eukaryota; Viridiplantae; Streptophyta; Magnoliopsida; Poales; Poaceae
Product: alpha-amylase 3, chloroplastic
Biological process (GO): carbohydrate metabolic process
Molecular function (GO): alpha-amylase activity; calcium ion binding
Source: RefSeq, a predicted model, not a curated record